AUGAGAUAUGCAACUAAUACACUGAUUAGCUACUUACGUGAACUCGAGGCUAAAGCCAAGGCGUAUGAUGACUCGCUUCUUCGACAGUCUCAGCUACCAGCUCCGAUCUCUGGAAAAGCCCCAGCCCACCGCAUCUCAGCUGAAGAGCACGAGGAAGAAUUCGAAGAUGAACACCCGUUGCUCGAGCCUUUCAACCAGAUGAGCGUCCAUAAGCCUUCGACAAGUUUCAAGGGCCCUGGCAAUUCGGACAAUUUCCUACGAAGUGUUAGAAACCUAUCAGGAUUCUACGGCGACGACGGCAGCUUGGACGCCAACACCAACUUUUACGAACCAAGUGCCCUGCCUUCAAGACGUGAAAAGGCGAGGACGCAGGUUCGACUACCACCGAUAGACAUUGCCCGACGGCUAUUUGCUGCACAAUACACCUACAUUGGGACGAUUUUCGCCUUUACGGAUCCCAAGGCCAGCUUCGAUCAAUUGCUCAUUGAGGCAUACCGAGGCCCUCCCGAUCCUUCUGACAGAGAAGCGUGCCUGUCAUAUGCAAAGGUCCUCAUCAUUUUGGCUUUCGGUCAACUCUAUUCCGUCAACCAAUGGGUCGAUUUCAGGGGCCCGCCAGGGUUCGACUACUUCACCCACGCUCUGAACCUAUUGCCCGAUACCCAUGAAGAAGGAUCGUUGCUGUGCGUGGAAACACUGGCUCUCAUCGGCUAUUUCAUGCAGAACAUGAACCGCCGUGAUGCUGCGUUCCUGUAUACCGGUAUGGCUCUCCGCAUGGCCAUCUCUCUUGGGCUGCAUCAUGAGAUAGGAUUUAGUGCGGCACCACAUGCUUUACAGGGUCAAGAUAACAACCCGGCCGCCUUAGACAAUGCAACUCGCGAACAUCGUCGUCGGGUGUGGUGGUCUGUUUAUAGUCUGGAUCGCAUUCUAUCGGUCAAAUCGGGAAAUCCCAUCACCAUCCAGGACGAGGAUAUCGGCGUUGACCUGCCUUCGAGACUCCUGACAGAAGCAGAAUAUUGUCCGGCAGUAGUGCUUCGGCAUUACACCGAACUCUCACGGAUCCUCGGUGAAAUCCACAACACCAUCUAUCGCAAGACCAGCAAGACGGCGCCUAAAUCCGGAAAACGAUUGAUGGCGUCAGUUCAGGGCAUCGUGCUCAGCCUGUCCAAGUGGAACAGCAACCUACCAGAUGAGCUUCGAUUCGACCCUGCCCGGCUGAGCAUUAGUCGCGAGAGCGUGAGCACGUUUGCACAUUACUAUCAGUGCAUCAACAUGACCGCGCGACCCUUGCUCUUCCAUGUUGUGCAGAAGAGACUGCAAAAGAUUCGCGCCAGUAGCGACGCAGGCGAGAAGGAACGAGGCUGGAAAGAGGGAUUGUCCCAAACAACUGUCAGGGUUAUUGACAUGUGCAUCGGUGCGGCGCAGGACACCAUUAACAUAAUGACUGUAGCAGCACAGAGAGAUCUUGUGGCAACGUAUGGGUACAUGGACGGAGAACACGUCUUUUCAGCAUCCAUCGUCCUCGUCAUGGUCUGCGUCGCCUUCCCGACAGACCCGUCCAGCAUCAUGGCGAUGAACGCCGGUCUCGAUCUCCUCCGAGGCAUGGGCGAGCGAGGCAACAGCUACAUGGGCGCCCGCUACGAGCUCCUCGCCAAUCUUCGUUCGGCCGUCAUGUCCGGGACAAACGCCCACGCCGAACCUCUGCCUCCGUUUCCGACAAGCUUCUCGCCGACAGGAUCGCUAGUGCCGGCAGGAGCAGGAGGAGGGCUUCUUCCAAGUGCGCAGCCGACUAGUAGCAGUAGUGUACUGCCCAUGGCCAUGGGCGACGCUCAAGGAGGAGGAGGCCUGAUGGCGAUGCAAGGCAUGACGGGUCAGCAGCGGGUGACGUUCCCCGUCGUUGACAACAGCUCCCUAGGUGAACCCUUUUUCGAUGAAAGUGUGAGCACGGUGAUGGACUUUGGGCUCUGGGAAGAAGGCUUUGCCGACCCAGCGAUGGACGCGAGCUUUGACUUUUCGCAAUGGACUCACGCGGCUGGCAUGACUCAGGCUGAUGAUAGGAUGGAUGUGUGA
Colletotrichum fioriniae is the source of this 2067-nucleotide messenger RNA. It is a transcript of the gene PUT3, whose product is annotated as Transcriptional activator. Gene Ontology annotation, biological process: DNA-templated transcription. Lineage: Eukaryota; Fungi; Ascomycota; Sordariomycetes; Glomerellales; Glomerellaceae. The record is from RefSeq and is a predicted model, not a curated record. Gene Ontology annotation, molecular function: DNA binding; zinc ion binding.